Messenger RNA from Zasmidium cellare ATCC 36951, 1233 nucleotides. RefSeq lists its product as uncharacterized. The transcript is spliced from 2 exons. NCBI's taxonomy places the organism in Eukaryota, Fungi, Ascomycota, Dothideomycetes, Mycosphaerellales, Mycosphaerellaceae. The coding region runs from base 1 to 1233 and encodes 410 amino acids. The record is from RefSeq and is a predicted model, not a curated record.
AUGCCCGGAUAUGGAGUCCACAUCCCAUCCGUCCACGAUGGACUCGUGCUCACCUGUCGCCUUCACUAUUCCAGCCGCCUUGAAGAUUUCGCGAACACUGAAUGGGCCAAGCAGCGGGGUUAUCGGGGCGCCAUCGUUGCGCAUCCUUAUGCGCCGCUGGGAGGCAGUCAGGAAGACCUUGUUGUGACGGAGACGACCAAGACGCUGGUGGAGGCGGGAUAUGUUGUUAUGACUUUCAAUUUCAGAGGUGCAGGAGACUCGCAGGGCAGAGCGUCGUGGACUGGCAAGGGGGAAAUGGACGAUUAUACCAGCGUCUUUGGCUUCUUGUUGCACUAUCUGGAUACGCUUACUGUGCCAGAGGAUCCCGACGCACUCAGUCCGGUCAUAUCAGCAAGAGACUCUCGUUUUGAUGAGAGCGAGCCAUUCGCUCCUCAAACUCGCCGCAAACAUCCGGUUCACGUCCUACUUUGUGGCUACUCGUUCGGCGGCCUUAUCAUGGCUCGUCUACCGCAUGUGAGCAAGAUGAUCGAACGCUUUGCAAGUGCUCCAGACGACUCGUUCGAAGCAAAAAUCCGCCAGCAGGCUCAACAACUCGCAGAGAGCGAUCAGAAAGUCCUUGAUUCCAAGACGAUUCCACACGGUUACAAGAUGCAUUCCGGCGCUUUUGAAUCGCCUAAGCGACAUCGUGAGCGGGACGCGAAGGUUGCUGUUGGAUCUAGCGAUACGAAUCCUUCAGGCCCUAGGAAGAGUGGAGAUUCACGACGGAGCGAGGAGAUUGUGCGGAAUAUUAUCUCGCAUGUGCCUCACGGUCGAAAGCAUAGUGGCGACCGGCCACGGGCAAAGUCUGAAGUCAAAAGGCCCACGACAGCGUCCUCUACGAAUCAGUCAGGACCCAAAGUCAGGGCCGCAUACUUGAUGAUAUCGCCAGUGUUGUUCCCAUUAACGACUUUCCUCAUCCCACCCGGCCUCUUGUUCGGAAAGUAUCAUUACGACCACGAGGCCUUGGGACUACUGUCGCUCACGUGUCCUAUGUACGUGGUCUAUGGCAGUAACGACAAUUUCACGAGCUCCAGGCGACUAGACGAGUGGGUUGAGAAGCUCAAGCACAACAACCAUCAGGUCACGUCGGAGAAGAUUGCUGGAGCUGGUCACUUUUGGAAUGGCAAACACAAUGAUACUCUUCAGAAGAGGAUACAAGCAUGGCUGAAGGACGGUCUUAUGGUGGCUAGCUGA